AUGACAAAAUCUCUCAGUGCAAAGGGAAAAACUGGUUAUAUUGACGUCACUGUGAAGAAGCCGACUAAUCCAUCAGAUCUCCCGCACUGGACGAGAUGCGAUGCCUUAGUUGGCAGUUGGAUCAGUAAUUUUGUGGAUUUAGAAAUCAGAUCAAGCGCCAUGAACUUUCCCUCUACUCAUGAGCAGUGGCUGGAAAUCAAAUCGCGUUUUUCUCCUCAUAACGCCUCUAAGUUGUAUGCUUUGAAGCAGUCCAUUGCUAUUCUGAAACAGGAGAACUUAAGUGUUGCAAUGUAUGAUACUCGACUCAAGUCACUGUGGGACCAAUUGGAUACUUUUAGGCCAAUUGAACCAUUUAUCUGCAAUGCUGGAAAGAACUAUGUGGAUCAUCACAAUCAGGACAGAUCCAUGAGUUCUUGCAGGGUUUACAUGAUCGCUUUUCUGCUCUGCGUAAUCAAAUACUGCUCAUGGAACCCAUGCCAUCACCUGCCAAAAUUUACAAUCAUGUUCGACAAGAAGAAGAACAACAGUGAUCAGCGCAACCCUAGGGUUUUUCCAAGCAAUGGUACCAACAAGCGACAACGCCCUUUCUGCGAUCAUUGCAAUAAACAUGGACACACAAGGCAGACCUGCUGGAAAAUCAAUGAGUAUCCGAAGGAUUUGGCAAAGCAACGGAAUCUGGAUUCUCAUACCAUUGUUGUUGUGCAUCAACCGGCUAUACAUCAACCAGCUACUGCUGCACCUGCCAUCAGUGCUGCACAAAUAUGCACGGCUUCUCUCCCUGUUGGAACCUGA
Messenger RNA from Papaver somniferum (opium poppy), 792 nucleotides. RefSeq lists its product as uncharacterized. The record is from RefSeq and is a predicted model, not a curated record. Lineage: Eukaryota; Viridiplantae; Streptophyta; Magnoliopsida; Ranunculales; Papaveraceae. The transcript is spliced from 2 exons. Bases 1 to 792 code for a protein of 263 amino acids.